CAGUCUGAAAGCAGAGAGAGACCCAGCCCAGGGAGGACAGAGCAAAGGACAGCAGCCUCCAGGCUCAACCCCAGAUCUUGGACCCCCAGUCUCCGGGCUCCCCAAAGCAACGCCAGAGCCCCCACAUUGAGCCCCUCAGGUGUGGAGUGGGGAAUGUCCACCGCCCACGAGCCCCCAGGCUGAAGGCAAGGGACGGGGCUGCUCAGAAAGUAACUGGGGCUGAGGGGGCCCAGCCUGGCCAGGAAAUGGGGCUGCUGCUGCUGCUGCUGCUGCUCCAAGACUGGGGCUUGGCUGCCAGCUCCGAGCUGGCCUUCGUGCAGGAGCCGGGGGACGUUGUGGCCGUGCGGGAGCACCCGCUGGUUCUGCCCUGCCAGGUGGAGGGGGAGCCGCCCGUGUCCAUCUCCUGGCAGCGGGAUGGGCUGGCGCUAACCAAUGACAGCGGGGCCACCCUGAUGCCCGAUGGCUCCCUGCAUCUGGCUGCCCUGCCCUCCCGCCGGAGCCUCCCGUUCCACACCCACGAGUACCACUGCGUGGCCCAGAACCGCUAUGGGCGGCUGGUGAGCCGACGGGCCCGGGUCCAGCUGGCAAGUCUUUCCCGCUUCCACCAGCAUCCGGAGUCUGUUGAGGUGGAGCCAGGUGGAGUCGCUCGCUUCCAGUGCCUGAUCCGGGGGGUGCCUGAGCCCUCCAUUUCCUGGGAGCACAACGGCACGGCCCUGAAUACUGCCAACCACCGGGUCACUCUGCUGCCUGGUGGCAUUCUCCACAUCACCAGCGUGAGCCAGGCCGACGUGGGCACCUACCGCUGUGUGGCUUGCAAUGUGGCCAACACACGCCACAGCCAGGACGCCCAGCUGACCCUGAGUGUGGGAUCCCCACGGCUGCUGCAGGAACCUGAGAUCCUGUCUGGGCCCCAGAACCUGACGCUCACGGUUCACCAGACCGCGGUGCUGGAGUGCAUAGCCACGGGCCACCCGCGGCCGCUGGUCUCCUGGAGCCGCCUCGAUGGCCGCUCCAUCGGCGUGGAGGGCAUCCAGGUCCUGGGCACGGGGAACCUUAUGAUCUCUGACGUGUCGGUGCAGCACUCGGGCGUGUAUGUCUGCGCCGCCAACCGGCCCGGGACCCGUGUGCGGCGCACGGCCCAGGGCAUCCUGCUCGUGCAAGCUCCCCCGGAGUUUGUCCAGUGGCCGCAGUCCCUGUCCAAGCCUCCCGGCAGCAGUGCCAUCUUCACCUGCGUGGCCCAGGGUGUCCCUGAGCCCCGUCUGGUCUGGUUGAAGAACGGGAAGGUGCUGAGUCCUGGGGAGAACAUUCGGCUGACUCACAACAACAGCACCCUGAUGCUGGCGGGGGUCUCAGCUGAGGACGAGGCCAUCUACCAGUGCGUGGCAGAGAACAGCGCCGGUUCCAACCAGGCCAGUGCCCGCCUGGCGGUGAGAGGGGAUCCAGAGCCACCCCCCGCCCCCAGAGGCCUGCGUGCCAUGGCUCUCUCCACCUCUGCCAUUCACGUGUCCUGGGAACCACCCCCCUCCAACAGGGACAUCGUGGGCUACGUGCUGCACCUCCGGCCUGCGGGAGAGCCAGGCGGCCCAGAGCUCCAAGAGGCGGUGGACAAAGGCACCUUUGAGCAUGUCUUCUCUGACCUGGAGCCUGCCACAGCCUACACCAUCCACUUGCGGGCCUACUCAGCAGAGGGUGCCAGCCGGGACUCUGCAUCCAUCCAUGCCUCCACCAUGGGCAGCACCCCUGCCGCCCUAGGCUUCUCCACCAAAGUGCUCAACGCUACCUCUGUGCAGGCGUCCUGGGAGCUGCCACCCCAGCUGGGGCCCAUCCAGGGCUUCAAACUCUUUCACCGCAAGCUGCCCGCUGCCCAUUUUGAAGGACCCCUGCUCCUGGCUAGCAGUGUCAGCUCCUUCCUCUACACAGACCUGGAGCCAGCCGCCCUCUAUGAGAUCAAGCUCCAGGCAUUCAAUGGCAAUGGGGAUGGUAGCAGCAGUGCCCGCUUCGUCUCUUUGCGUGAUGUGCCCCUGGUCACCCCUGAGUCCAAGGCUGGAUGCCCUUGCAGCCAGGAUGAGAGGAGCCCACUGCCUGGGGUGGUGGUGGGCAUCCACGUGGGCCUGGCUGCCCUCAUCGUUUGCCUCCUCUGUCUCCUCCUGGGCUGGAGACAUAGCUUCCUCUGCAGACAGGGGGCUCAAGUGUGCUGGGCAGCGCCUCAGACUGACUCAGACAGAGCUGCAGGCCGCCAAGGCCAGGCUCCCAGUGGAAGGAAGCCAGGGGAGAAGAUUGAACUGAUCACUCAGGUGACCCUGGAACAGCCGCCCUCAGCCUAGGGCCCUGCAAGUCAGCUCCCUCCCAGAGGCCAUUAUGUCUGCUCCCACCAAAGAAUCUACCUCACCUGCCCCUGUCAUCCUAGUCAGGAAGAACCAAAGUUCCCUCAGCCCCUCUCUGGGGAGGGGCAGAUCUGACCACAGGGCAAGAGAAGAGGGUGGGGUUUCUCUGUUUCUCCCUCCUCAAGAAAUGGAGCAAUCUGUGUGCUCCCCAACACACCAAAUAACUUCAAACUAAACCAGGCUCAGCUAGAUGCCCCAACCCCAUUACUCUUGUCUCUUAGCCCUACCCAGUAUGUCCUUUUGAUCCAAAUAUGAACUUACCCAAAGAUAUAGAGCUUUAAGCGUUCCCCACAAAGCAGGGAGGCAGGGCGAAGGCCUUUGACAUCACCUCCAUCUCACAACCACUCUGGAAUCUUUCUGCUUUCAUGUCCAAGCUGAGGUCUGACCCAGGGAAAAUCGGAAUUUCUUGUGGUCUGAGUGCGCAGGUGGGAACAGAGAUGCUGAGUUCCUUGCCCAGGGCCAUAGAGGUCCUGAACAUCUCAGCUCAUAGAAGCUGCUCCUCUGAGCAACCAAAUACCCAUCUUCCCCUUUCUGGAUCCAAAGCUUUGCCCCCCCCCACCCCCCACCAUUCAGGGGGCACAACUCCCUAUUUGAUUUCUAUUUUUGACAGGACAUUAUUAGUUUGAGUUGGGGUUUUUGUGGUCUUGAAUCCCUCUUAGAAUGAGCACAGAGGUUGUGGGGCACCCCACCCAUGUUUCCCUCAAUUCUAGGUAUCCAAAGAAUGCCUCUGUCCCAAUCCUCCCCUGCCGGCCUCUGGCAUCCAGGGUCGCCCAAGUCCCUCCUCACCUACCUCUACCAUAUCCUAAAGCCAAAGCCCCAGUCUCUCCCUCAAUCAAUCUCUCCCUCCAGGGCUGUCCAGCUUGGUGCCAAAAAAGGAGCGGGGUCUUGGCUAGCCUAAAACCCAGGGCUUAGGGGACCCCAGACACUGUCCCUUCUGUCCUCUUGUAGAAUGAUGCUAGUACCAAUGACUCCAACAAGGCUGGGCCCUGACCCCUCUACAAUUGCUCCUUCCGCAGAAGGGGCAUGGGCAGCUUUAAUGAAAUGCAGCAGGAGAUCAUGGGGUUAAGGGCAGCCCCCAACUCCAUAUCCUUGAGGAAAUGACAUCCUCGCUUUGUUGGAAAUAAAAAACCAAAAUGGAAAAAAAAUUAAUUAGGAUCUGCUUAAUGUUGAAAGGAAAACUUGGGGGAAUAGGGUGAUGAGGUGUUAAGGUACAGCAGCUGUAGCUCCAGUUCUUUACAUGAUGUGGAGUUUGGACUAAGGAACUGUAUUCUGCAGUUUGCAAAGAAAAAAAGCAGCGUGCACUGCUGUUAGAAGGCUCCCGCCGGGAGAAACCAGCACAUUUCCAAGAACUCAGUCUCUGCAGACUAGGACAAGGUAAUGGGGAGGGUCCAAGACAGCUAGGGUCCCCUCUGCCUGGGACAGAAUGGAGCCCGCCUCUGGGUUCCCCCGCCUCCUUCCUUGCUCAUCUACACUAACUAAAGUGGAGUCAGUGGCUUCAGGACACAGACACUGGCUCCACAUAAAGGUGGCGGGGAAUGAGAACACACAAGUAGGUAAGGGCUUUUAAUUAUCACAAAAGCAGAAGGCACAGACGGAAGGCACCCUGUGGGUGGAGAGCACAAGUCACAGCUCAUCUCCCAAUUACCCCUAAAAUUCCCCCACCAAACUGCCUCCCCACACCCCCCAUGACUAAAGCACAAACCACAGGCAAGUUUAGAAACCAUUCCUUUCUUUAUUAAACAUAGCUUGCAAGUGAUA
This is a messenger RNA of Talpa occidentalis (Iberian mole), 4142 nucleotides long. Its product is annotated as immunoglobulin superfamily DCC subclass member 3-like. The record is from RefSeq and is a predicted model, not a curated record. Gene Ontology annotation, molecular function: protein binding. NCBI's taxonomy places the organism in Eukaryota, Metazoa, Chordata, Mammalia, Eulipotyphla, Talpidae. Gene Ontology annotation, cellular component: axon; plasma membrane. The transcript has 14 exons. Gene Ontology annotation, biological process: cell-cell adhesion; axon guidance. The coding region runs from base 246 to 2324 and encodes 692 amino acids.